AUGGAUGGAAGUGAGGUGGAAAAUCAAACAGAAGUGGGAGAAUUUGUUCUGUUAGGACUCUCAGAUGAUCCUGAGCUAAGGCUUAUCGUCUUUGUGGUGUUCUUCAUCCACACAGCCACCGUGAUGGGAAAUCUGGGCAUGAUAAUACUGAUCACGAUGGAUUCUAGACUCCCCCCAAUGUACUUCUUCCUCAGUAGCCUUUCCUUUGUGGAUGUCUGUUACUCCUCUGCUCUCACUCCAAAGAUGCUGGUGAACCUCUGGGCUGAGAACAAGGCCAUCUCUAGAAAUGGCUGUGCUGCCCACUUUUACCUCUUCGGCUCAUUUUUAGGUACCGAGUGUUUCCUCUUAGCUGCAUUGGCAUAUGAGCGCUAUGUGGCCAUCUGCCAUCCACUUUUAUAUUCAGUCAUCAUGUCUGAAAAGCUUUGCUUUAUGCUGGUAGCCACCACAUUCCUUGCUGGCUUUGGGAAUGCAGCUGUCCAUACAGGAAUGACUUUCAAGCUGUCUUUUUGUGCCUCUAAUAAGAUCAACCAUUUCUACUGUGAUACACCGCUCCUUCUGAAACUCUCUUAUUCUGACCCCCGUGUCAAUGGGAUCGUCAUCAUGGCUUUUUCCAGCUUUAGUGUCAUCAGUUGUGUGCUGAUGGCCCUCAUUUCUUACCUCUUCAUCCUUAUCACCAUAUUGAGGAUGCACUCCGCUGAGGGCAGGAGCAAAGCCUUUUCCACUUGUGCCUCUCAUCUCAUGGCUGUCGCCAUUUUCUUUGGGACAAUUCUCUUUAUGUACUUACUUCCCACUUCCAGUUAUUCAAUGGAGCAAGACAAGGUGGUAUCUGUAUUUUACACACUGGUCAUUCCGAUAUUAAAUCCCCUUAUGUACAGCUUAAAGAAUAAGGAUGUGAAGGAUACCCUGAAGAAGAUCUUACAUAGACAUAGGAUUUAG
This is a messenger RNA of Vombatus ursinus (common wombat), 936 nucleotides long. Its product is annotated as olfactory receptor 1020-like. Gene Ontology annotation, cellular component: membrane. The record is from RefSeq and is a predicted model, not a curated record. Gene Ontology annotation, biological process: sensory perception of smell; G protein-coupled receptor signaling pathway. Gene Ontology annotation, molecular function: G protein-coupled receptor activity; olfactory receptor activity; odorant binding. Lineage: Eukaryota; Metazoa; Chordata; Mammalia; Diprotodontia; Vombatidae.